This is a messenger RNA of Paramecium pentaurelia, 993 nucleotides long. The record is from the annotation of a GenBank genome assembly. NCBI's taxonomy places the organism in Eukaryota, Ciliophora, Oligohymenophorea, Peniculida, Parameciidae.
AUGAAUAUGUACAGCUAUGAAGCUUAUAAAACAGAUAAUUAGAAUGAUCAAAAAGUUUUUGAUGUUAAUAAUCAGAAUAAACUAGAAUUAGAAUAAUCCAAAAGUAUAUUCAUUAUAUUGAAUCAAUAGGUAUCAGUACAACAUAAAAGAGGGCAGACUUUGAAAGUAGUGUUUUUUCAGCCUUAGUGAUACAAAAUUUAUUUAUUCUAAUGAUGAUUUGUUUUGGUCUCUUUACUAACAUGUAGUUCUGGCUAGUUGAUUAGCCUUCUGAUAUUAUUGAUUUUUGUUAUUGUGGAUUUGGAAAUACUUACUAAUGUUAGGAUGAAUGUGUUUAUUCAUAAGAUGAGUAAAAUUAUCCAAAGCCAAUAGCUCUAUUUUAUUGUUCCCUUAUAAUUGGAUUAAUUAUGCAUAUUUGGUUAAAUGUUGGAUUAGCCUAAAUUCAAAAAGUAAAAUAAUUCCAUUCAUUCUUAGCAACAUUUUUUAAUAAUCCUUCUAUAUCUCGCUAUUUUAUGUUUAUUUUAUAUAUUUACUCUAACUACAUUUUCCAUAUUGAUUGCUUAUACUUUGGGAGUCCAAUUAAUUUUCCUAUCUUGGAUUAUUGACUUUGUAUUUAUUUUUUGUAUAGCCUUCUAUACAACUAGAACGAAAACUCAGGUUAAUUAUAAAGGUAAUAAUUAUUCCAUAAUUUAAGUUGGCACAAUCUUUAUUUUUAUUCCUACUCUUCUAUUUUUAAUUAUUUAUAUUAGCAUAUACCCUGAUUCAGCAUUAUAUAUUUGUUUGGACUGUUUUAUUGUGGCUAUUCAUGAAUAUUUCAUCAUAGCAGAAAUUAUUAGGUUUAGAAACAAAGAAGUAAUUUAUAAUAAUAUAAAUAAGGAAUUUACAUCAUCAAUACUUGAUAUCAUGAUAGGCUCAAGCUUACUCUUUGGAAGUAUCAAUUAGUGUGUCAUAAGUUUGAUUGAAUUAUGUUAAGGAUUUUUGAAAAAAUCAAUUUGA